This is a messenger RNA of Cryptomeria japonica (Japanese cedar), 423 nucleotides long. RefSeq names its product RING-H2 finger protein ATL5-like. NCBI's taxonomy places the organism in Eukaryota, Viridiplantae, Streptophyta, Pinopsida, Cupressales, Cupressaceae. Gene Ontology annotation, biological process: protein ubiquitination. Bases 1 to 423 code for a protein of 140 amino acids. The record is from RefSeq and is a predicted model, not a curated record. Gene Ontology annotation, molecular function: transferase activity. The transcript is spliced from 2 exons.
AUGCCACUGCAUAUAAAGCACCCAAGAUGGGCAUGCAAACGAAAUGUUGAAUCGGCAGGUCCAACUCAGCGAUCUCCUCCAAUAAUUGAUUCGGCAGGCCCACCGCAGCAAUCGCCUCCAUCAUCUCCUUCCAACGUUGAUAAGGUCGAUAAGAUUGUAGUGGAAAUGGGUAUUUUCAAUUACAGAUGUGAUGAAGAAGAACAGAAGGAAUGCGUUAUCUGCCUGUGUGAAUACGAAGAGGAUGACAAGGUGGUGGCACUAAAACCGUGUCAUCACAAUUUUCACGAGGAUUGCAUUCAAAGGUGGAUGCAGUGCAAGCUCCGGUGUCCCAUCUGUAAUGCAUGUCCGCUUGAGAAAUUUAGAUCCCAUGCUCAAAAUGAUGUUGCGCUUCAAAUUCCAGCUCCGCCCGCUGUGGGUGAUUGA